ACAAGAUCACUACAAGUAGUAUUAGCUUCACAAUCAGAGGAACAUCUGAUUCUUAUGCUUCUCCUAUACUUAAUGCCUUUGAGAUGUUCAGAGUCUUCCCACAGCCAAAUUCUCCUACAAAUUCACAAGACGUUAAUGCCAUCAUGGACAUCAAGCGUACUUACAGGAUCUCCAAAGUAAAUUGGCAAGGGGACCCAUGCGUGCCGACUGACUUUGCAUGGGAUGGUGUGAAUUGCAGCCGUGCAAACGACGAGACAAGAAUUAUUUCAUUUAAUGUCACUGGAAACAAGCUCACAGGUCCAGUUCCCAAGGAUUUAAGGGAAAAUCCUAAUUUAAAGCUCAGUGCAGCCAAUAAUCCUGGCCUCUGUCAGACAGAUUCAUGCGACAACAACCAAAAGUUUGUAAUCCCUCUUGUUGCAUCAGUUACAGUUUUUGUUCUAAUUACCAUUGCUUCUUUGAUGAUUUGGAGACUCAGAAAGAAAAGACAAGAACCCCGAAGCGUGGAAAUUCUGAAACAAAAGAAUCGAGAAUUUUCUUACUCACAAGUUCUUCAUAUCACCGACAAUUUCAAAACUCUUAUUGGAGAAGGAGGAUUCGGGAAAGUUUACCUUGGCACUUUGGAAGAUAAUUCUCAAGUUGCAGUAAAAUUACUUUCAGAAUCAUCAAAGCAAGGAUACAAGGAGUUUCAAUCAGAGGCUCAGCUCUUGACGGUUAUUCAUCACAGAAACUUGGUUUCACUUGUUGGUUAUUGUCAUGAAAAUAACAUGAAGGCAUUGAUUUAUGAAUAUGCGAAUAAUGGAGACCUUGGCCAACUGUUAUCAGAGAGAAACUCAAAUGUUUUGAAGUGGAAUGAGAGACUUCAAGUAGCAAUUGACACAGCAAAAGGAUUGGAAUAUCUUCAUACUGGUUGUAAGACUCCUAUAAUCCAUAGAGACUUGAAACCAUCCAACAUUUUAUUGAAUAAAUCCAUGAUAGCUAAGAUUGCUGAUUUUGGACUGUCCAAAGCGUUUACAAACGAAGAAGAUUCUCAUCUAUCCACUCAACCAGCUGGUACUCUUGGUUAUAUUGAUCCGGAAUUUCAAAGAUCUGGACAACUAAGUAAGAAAAGUGAUAUCUAUAGUUUUGGGAUGAUUCUUCUUCAACUCAUAACAUGUCGGCCUCCAGUAAAAAGAGAAAUUGAAGAUGUCAGUUUCAUUAUUGAUUGGAUUAAGCCUAAAAUUGAAUGUGGGGAUAUUGAAGGCAUUGUGGAUCCAAGACUUGAAGGAGCGUUCCAUGUUAGUUCAACGUGGAGAGCUAUUGAAGUAGCAAUGUCAUGUGUCCUACCAAAACCUACCCAAAGGCCGGAUAUAAGUUUCAUGUUGCAAGAACUACAGGAAAGUUUGGCUUUGGAUAAUACUCUCACAAAUAGUAGUUUGCAUGAUUCUGCUGUGAACAGUGAAUUAAUCACUCUCGUCUCUGCUAGGUAGUCACUAUAUAUAUCUCUCUUCUAAACAACACUAUAAUUGUAUGCAUUUAAGGAUCAUUAUCCAUCUCUCCUCUUUAAAUGAUAUCAGAUUGUUUAAUUGUAUGUAGUCAGUACAUAUAGGUUGGUUUGUAUAUAAUAA
This is a messenger RNA of Neltuma alba, 1604 nucleotides long. Its product is annotated as putative leucine-rich repeat receptor-like serine/threonine-protein kinase At2g19230. Bases 84 to 1466 code for a protein of 460 amino acids. Gene Ontology annotation, molecular function: protein kinase activity; ATP binding. The record is from RefSeq and is a predicted model, not a curated record. Gene Ontology annotation, biological process: protein phosphorylation. The transcript has 9 exons. NCBI's taxonomy places the organism in Eukaryota, Viridiplantae, Streptophyta, Magnoliopsida, Fabales, Fabaceae.